Messenger RNA from Dendrobium catenatum, 4433 nucleotides. Its product is annotated as DNA repair endonuclease UVH1. Gene Ontology annotation, cellular component: nucleotide-excision repair factor 1 complex. Gene Ontology annotation, molecular function: single-stranded DNA endonuclease activity; single-stranded DNA binding; damaged DNA binding. The transcript has 9 exons. The record is from RefSeq and is a predicted model, not a curated record. Gene Ontology annotation, biological process: double-strand break repair via homologous recombination; nucleotide-excision repair involved in interstrand cross-link repair; resolution of meiotic recombination intermediates. The coding region runs from base 56 to 3061 and encodes 1001 amino acids. NCBI's taxonomy places the organism in Eukaryota, Viridiplantae, Streptophyta, Magnoliopsida, Asparagales, Orchidaceae.
UCCCAUGAAAUAGCACAUAAAGAACAACCCUAAACCCGGCGCAAAACACCCAAAGAUGCUUCCUUUUCAGGAGCAGAUCAUCGCCGACCUCCUCGAAGACCCCAACGGAGGCGUUGUCGUCCUCUCCUCCGGCCUCCCCAUCCACUCCCUCGUCGCUUCCCUCCUUCUCCUCCACCACCCCUCCCAAGGCUCCCUCCUCAUCCUCUCCGCUUCCGACUCCCAGAAAUCCUCCAUCUCCCGCUCCCUCCUUCGCCUCCUCCAAAACGAUAACCCUAACCCUAACCCAUUACUCCCAACCGACAUCCCUGGUGACGUUCUGUCCCACCACCGCACCGCUCUCUACGCCAGCGGCGCCUCUUACUUCGUCACGCCUCGCGUCCUCAUUGCCGACCUCCUCACAUCUCGUGUCCCGCCCUCCUCAAUUGCCGGUAUCCUCAUCAUCAACGCCCACCGCCUCACCGAUACCUCCACGGAGGCCUUCAUUGCCCGCAUCCUGCGUUCUCUAUCCCGCAACGCUUAUGUUCGUGCACUUACCGACCGUCCUCACGCCAUGGUCUCCGGGUUUUCCAAGGCUGAACGAAUCAUGAAGUGCUUGUACGUGAGGCGGCUCCAUCUCUGGCCGCGCUUCCAUGUUCUUGUCUCUGGGGACCUCGAGCAGAGUCCGCCGGAGGUGGUGGAUAUCAGGGUGCCGAUGACGCCUGCAAUGAGGGGGAUUCAGCAGGCUGUGUUGGAGACGAUGGAUGCUUGUCUCAAGGAGCUCAGAAGGACUAACAAGGUCGAUGUCGAGGAUCUUACGGUGGAGAAUGGGCUAUUCAAGUCAUUUGAUGAGGUUGUGAGGAGGCAGCUUGAUCCCAUAUGGCAUACGCUUGGGAAGAAAACCAAGCAGUUGGUCAGUGAUUUAAGAACACUGAGGAAAUUGUUGGAUUAUCUUGUCAGGUAUGAUGCUGUGACAUAUUUGAAGUAUCUUGAUACACUGAGGGUCUCUGAAGGAGUGAGGUCGGUUUGGAUAUUUGCUGAAUCAAGUUACAAGAUAUUUGAGCUUGCGAAGAAGCGGGUUUAUCAGGUGUUGCGGGCGGAUGGAGUAAGAAUCAUUGCUAACAAGAAGAACAACGUAGUCAAGAGGAAGAGAGUUGAUGAGAAUAGUUUGAUAAAGAACAUGGAAAAUGAUGGACUCCAAUUAGAAAAUUCUUCUCUUUCAAAUAAGAUGGAUAAUGCCACAAUGGAAGCGAAUGUUGGAAUUGUCUUAGAGGAAGUCUUGGAGGAAGCACCUAAAUGGAAGGUGUUACGUGAGUUGCUUGAGGAGAUAGAAGUAGAACGCAGAAAGGAAGAUUCAUUAAAAGAUGAACAAAAUUUUGCUGAUAAUGGAGGUGACAAUAAUGAUAUUGUCUUGGUUGUCUGUAAAGAUGAGCGUUCAUGCUUGCAGUUGGAGGACUGCAUCAUUAAAAACUCACAUCAGGUAAUGCGACAAGAGUGGGAGAAGUAUUUAUUUGGCAAGGCAGAAUUGCAUAGCCUGCAGAAACGUAAUAAGAAAAGAUCUCAAGAUCCUAAAGGAUAUGGCGUUCUUGAUGGAGCAGUUGCUAGUGGAUCCGGCGAGAAUUCCGAUCCAAGCACCAUUAGCAAACUGGAAAAUGAUGCAUUGUUAGCUGCAGCAUCAGAGAUAAGCCAUCUUGCUAAAGAAGAAAUUGCUGUUAGGAAUGAAUCUCAACCACUUUCUGGAAGGCGGGGUUCUGCCAAAAGAAGAUGCAGAGGUAGGUCUCAGAAAGCAACAAUUAAAGCACGGGAUUCUCGAAAUAAUCGCAAGAAAUCAGCACAUAAGGAUGAAACAGUAAAAGCAAGUUCAGAAGCCACAGAACCAGAAGCCCGAUCGGCUGUUCUGGAAAAUGAUCUCAUUGACUCAUGUAUCGGUGACUCUGAUAAAAGCUUUCUUCAAAGGCAUUCCCAUGAUUCUGGUGGUUCAGAGUCCAGUGAUGCCAGGCCAAUUCCUCCAGUACAGUUUUAUGCUUUAGAGAAGGAUGAACAGAUACUUGAUAUCUGGAAACCUAGUGUUAUUAUUGUUUUUCAUCCAGACAUGACAUUUGUGAGAGAGAUUGAAGUCUAUAAAGCAGAGAACCCCUCACUAAAUUUGAAAGUUUAUUUUAUCUUCUAUGAAAACUCUACUGAGGUGCAGAAAUUUGAAGCAAGCAUACGGCGAGAAAAUGGAGCUUUUGAAUCCUUGAUUAGGCAGAAGUCUUUGUUGAUGAUACCUGUCGACCAGGAUGGACGAUGCAUUGGACCCACAUCUCUUUGUGAGCCAAGCUCGGUUGUUCCACAGAACUCAUUAACUAGGAAGGCAGGUGGUAGGAAGACAAUGGAGAAAGAGAUGCAGGUGAUUGUGGAUAUGAGGGAGUUCAUGAGCAGCCUUCCAAAUGUUCUUCAUCAGAAAGGCAUGAAAAUCAUACCUGUUACCCUGGAAGUUGGUGAUUAUGUCCUUUCACCCUUUAUUUGUGUUGAAAGGAAGAGUGUUGGUGAUUUGUAUCAAAGUUUUGCAUCAGGCCGGCUGUAUCAUCAGGUGGAAACAAUGAUUCGCUACUACAAAAUACCUGUUCUUCUGAUUGAAUUUUCUCAGGAUAGAAGCUUUUCUUUUCAGUCUUCCAGUGACCUAGGCGAUGAUGUUUCACCAACAAGCAUAAUAUCAAAACUUUCAUUGCUCGUCUUACAUUUUCCGCGACUGCGUCUGGUUUGGUCACGAAGUGUGCAUGCAACAGCAGAAAUUUUUGCAUCCCUCAAGGCGAACCAGGAUGAACCAGAUGACAACAAGGCUAUCAGAGUAGGAGUUCCUUCAGAGGAUGGCACUGUGGAAGACGACGUAAGAGCUGAAAACUACAAUACUGUGGCAAUUGAAUUCUUGAGGCGUAUCCCUGGUGUAACUGAUUCAAAUUACCGAGCUUUGAUGGAUGGUUGCAAGAGUCUUGCUGAGCUCUCUCUUCUUCCUGUUGAGAGGCUAGCAGAGCUCAUGGGUGGUCAGAAACCGGCAAAAAUGUUCAGGGAGUUUCUUGAUGCGAAGUGUCCAACUAUGCCAUGAUGCCUAGAUCUGGCAUUCAAGAUACAUUUGAAGUGAGGAAUAUUGAUGUAUCCUAUUUACAGAUGACCAAAUUUGAGUAGGUGAGACAUUUGUCAUAAAAUUUCAAUGGUUGAGUCUAUCAUAUACAAUUUUAACAAGAUUGAAAUUAGUAAUUGACCAUUUAAUAUUAUUGGAAAAUCAAGUAAUAUAUAGAUGUAAUAUGAUGAAAUAUCUUAAACUUGUUUUAUAGUAAAUUAGAUUGUAGUUGAGGAUAUAAUUUUGGGAAUUGAGGUUGAGUGGUCUUUAUGAAUAAGUGUAUGAAGAAUAUAAUGUGAGAAGAGAAUAUCAUACAGACUUAAGUUUUGUUUGGGAUAAUUUUUUUACUGUUUUAUAAAAUAAUUUUUUAGUACAAAAUUGUUUGUGGUAAAAAAUUAUUCCAAACGAAGCCUUAAAAUGAGAAAUUUUAUAAAAUUGCAACUAUUAAGUUUCUAAAAAUUGUGCAAGAUGGACACCAAAUAUGCAUGAAUGGUAAAUGAAGAUUCAUGAAUCUGGUCACAAAGAGACCGGACUAAUAAUGAUAAUGAUAAUAAUAUAUUUUAGUCUUUUACACAGACCAAUCAAGUUUGGAUUCCCUAGUUUCUCUAUAAUUCCUCACAACUUCAAAAUUAUCUAGUUAUUUGCUAAGGAGUAAAUGAUCAGUUGCAUUUUGACUAUGUCAGGUCGGCUUUAUGAAUGCUUCAUUCUCCUUAUUUUAGUUGAAAUCAAAUUAUUGGCUACUAAAAAGGUGUCUGAAUUGCAGAAACAUAAACAUUUGGAAAACAGAACUUUUUUUUUUUUCCUGCUGCAGGGUACUUCAACAAUCCACAUUCCACGGCAAUACCUGUAUCAGCUUCACUUAGUUCAUGAGAGUUCCAGAAUAAAAACUGUUGUCUGUAAAAGCUGAUAUAUAUUAUUGUUUACUUUAGAGGUUAAGCAGAGUGAUUUAUUCAGUUAUUUGUAUUCUUUUGCCAUAAUCUGCGUAUUUUUCUGUGCGGCUUGGCUUUUAUAUAAAGCAUUAGAAGAAUAGCUUCUACCUUAGUUAUCAUGAUUAUGUUAGGCCGGUUCAAGCUGAACCGGUCCUUGUUGGACCGGUUCAUUGAUGCAGGAGGCAGGCCCAUAGAGGAGGGCGGAACAGGGUUGGGGCCCAAUCAUUUAUUGGAGCAAGGGUUUAGGAGGGAAAUUUAAUAUCUCUUGUGCAGUGUUUGGGCUCCAGUCUUUGACUAGAGAUUUGGAGAGUUGAAUCUUCCUCUAGAAUUGAAGAUUCUUGUAUCAUUUGUUGUUUUUCUUGUUCUUUUGCUGAAUUGGAGAUUUUAUAUUGCUGUUUUCUCUAUUAAGUUUGGAAUUUCUGCAUCAA